AUGUAUACGUAUGUACAGCUUAAGAAGGAGUUUAGCAGUGAAGUCGAGUCUGCAAUUGCUGCAUUUAUAGUCUAUCCUCUUCCAUUGGUCAUGCAGAUUUCACGCAUCUCUUUAAAGUCGCAAAUUAAGAAGCUAAAAAAUAUCGUUCACAGAAUCGGUUACUUAGGGUGGAAAUUAAGGAUUUGUAUACAAAGAUUUGAUAAAGAUCAAGCAAAGAAAAUGGCACUAGACAACAGCUAUAACUCAUGGGCAGACCAGUGGGACCCAGAACCAGAAUACUACAAUGGUUAUCCAGGAAGCAAGAGCAACCAUGGAAGUGGCAGCAGCAUUAAGAGUAAGGUAGGAGAAGGGUUUGAUAAGUCAAAAUCAGCAGCAACAACGGGGAUGAAGAAGGUUAAAAAUGGAACAACACUUGGAUUUCAUUGGAUUAAAGACAAAUACCACAAAACCACUCAUAAAUAA
Messenger RNA from Lactuca virosa, 462 nucleotides. Lineage: Eukaryota; Viridiplantae; Streptophyta; Magnoliopsida; Asterales; Asteraceae. The record is from the annotation of a GenBank genome assembly.